This is a messenger RNA of Dissoconium aciculare CBS 342.82, 1821 nucleotides long. RefSeq lists its product as uncharacterized. The coding region runs from base 499 to 1737 and encodes 412 amino acids. Lineage: Eukaryota; Fungi; Ascomycota; Dothideomycetes; Mycosphaerellales; Dissoconiaceae. The record is from RefSeq and is a predicted model, not a curated record. The transcript is spliced from 2 exons.
CCCGACUGCGGCAUCUGCUUACGGUUUAAGCUGGAUGGAGACUCGUUCGAACGUUGGGCUUCUUCUUAUUAAGAUCACUGCUCGACUACGCAUUGUCCACUAGCACACACACAUCGUUCUCCUCACCGUCGCCUUCUCCUCAGUUUCUGCUUCGACCGAAUCGUGGUAUUCUCCUCAUUCCAUGUUUUGUGUAACCAUCGUCGUGUAACAAACCAGCGUCGCGUCAUCCGACAGCUUGCUGAUCACCCCCGGAGUUGGAUCGGACCCGACACAUUCCUUCCAGGCGGGGAUUACGGACUUGUGAAGUUCCCGGGGACUUUUGCACAAUCUUACGAUUUUCCGUAAUGACAACGCGACGGUCAUGACAUUGCAGAUUUUUGGAUAAGGAACACAAGUAGCGUUGCAGCGCAGACUCGCCUGUGCGAGGCACAUUGCUGUAUCAAAAAACCAUCCACCGAAAACCACAUCAAUUCAUCUCCGCUCCUCGGAAUAAACACAAUGGAUCCAGAAAAGACGGGCAGCUGGACGGGGCGAGGUUCAGACCUAGACGAAAUAUACAGAGCACAACAUCACAAUAGUGAUCGGUCAUGGAUCGGCUCCCAAGAUCCAGAAAAGAGUGCAGCAUACGGUCACAAUCUCCACGCACCUUCACCUCGAGAUGAGUCGCGAAAAGAAUCCGUCGAAGUGCCGGAUUUGCGCUUCUCAAUGGCUUCAGACGACGGAAGUCUCGAUCUCGACCGGCCUCGAGAAUCAAUCGGACAGCGACUCGCUGUGCGACCACAUCCUCCCAGCAGAGGAGAAUCUAUACGGACACAAGCGACGGGUGCAUCAUUACCCGAACUCACACGGCGAGAGACCAAACUGGCGCAGAAGAAAGCACAUCCAUGGCAACAUAUAGGACUUACCCUCGGCGGGCCCAUGGUCCUCCUCUUCGAUCUCAUCAUCCCUUGCAUAAUCUACUACGUCUGGUGGAUCGAACGCCGUUCAAAUUGGGAAUCACAAUGUCGCUCCGAAUAUCCUAACCUCACACUACAACAAUGCCCAAUCGAGCUCAAAGCGUACAAUGACAAAAUCAUGGGUUACGCUGUAAUCUGCUUCGGAUUCGGCGAGUUAUGGAUCCUACUCGCCCGAGUCCACCGACUCUACUACCACCAGGAGGCAUGCGCACCGUUACUCAGCGGUCACCGCUGGGAACUGGACGCGACGAGUUGGGUCUACGGCUUCUCCAUGAUCCUCGCUCUCAUCCCGUUCGUCGUCUCGAGCACCCUCGAGCUCACCCACCUCUAUCUCUACUCGCCGACCUUUAUCAUGGGCUUCCUCGGCAUCUUAAUGGCCAUCAGCGCCUUCAUUCCCUUCAACCUCCCCAUCAACCUCAACUCGCAACCGCGCGGGACGAAAAUGCGUCCCUUCAUCUACUACGCGGCGGAGGAUUUCAUCGCCGUGGACGGCUUACAAGACCGCGAAUUCCGCGUGCGGUACAAUGAGCGGUACGAGACCAACCGCAUGUUCCGCAACUUCUUCUUCAACUUGACGCUCUGGUGGAUGCUGGGCGUGUGUGUCUAUGUGGGCGCGGUCAGCGCUGUCAUCUGGACGCUGCCGUUUGAGAUUGCGUUCGGCCUGAGUUUCGGCGUGCUGUUCUCGUAUAUUGCGACGUGGGCGCUUGUGACGUUCUUCUGGGUCAAGUAUGAGAUGGCUCGUGAGCAUCGCGCUUACGAGGCCGGUAUGAUUGAGGCAUAAGGAAGGGCUCCACUUCGGGUUAUAAUUUUUUAAUAGAUCUUGUCGGAGAAAGAAAUUGAAAGAAGACAUGACGAUCGACACACA